AUGGGACAGUAUGGUGGCAAAACUCCAAAGCCACAUAUUGCUUGGUCCAACAGCUCAGAGGUGGGUUUUCUGAAUCGUGGAAAGCUUCGGGGUUGGAACUACAAGUCUGAGGAGUAUGAACGGAACAAAACCUGCCGUAGCUAUGUGGACAAAAACGGGGUCAAGCGAUUUGCUGGUAAAAAGAAGGAAUUGAAACAAUCCCAGACGUACACCUACAAGUUUGGGCUGAAGGUCCUCCGAAUCUUACCGAAGCUGCAGUCUACGGUUUGUCGGAACAUUCCACCUACCCCUCCAACCUUCGAUGCCUUGGAGUACUUUAAAGGGAUGGACGACGGUGAUUUUUGGUUGGAUGCAAAGAUGAAUGAGGUCAUCAACUACCUUUACGGAAAUCGAUAUAUCAAGAUUCCAUCAGAGUGGAAGGAUGCCUUAUAA
Cladocopium goreaui is the source of this 432-nucleotide messenger RNA. NCBI's taxonomy places the organism in Eukaryota, Dinophyceae, Suessiales, Symbiodiniaceae. The record is from the annotation of a GenBank genome assembly.